Molecule: messenger RNA, 637 nt
Organism: Pongo pygmaeus (Bornean orangutan)
Lineage: Eukaryota; Metazoa; Chordata; Mammalia; Primates; Hominidae
Exons: 6
Coding region: 1-612 (203 amino acids)
Source: RefSeq, a predicted model, not a curated record
AUGGAGAUGCGCCCUUGGAUUUCACUUCCAAACCCAAUGCUGCUCCUCUGUGAAGAGGAUGGUGAGCUGACAGCUGGCUGCUCGAAAUAUCCACCAAAAAGCAAGGUCUUCUUCUGGGCCAUCUGCUUCAAUGCCAGUGGCUACUUGGGGGGUGCCCCAGCCCUCAGUGAAGAUCCAACUCUCCCUGGGGGCUACACCCAUAAACUAAUGAGCUCAGAUUCAGUCAUCACAGCCAGAGAGUUCGCAAGCCUCCAGCAAGGUGACUGCAGAACCAAGCUCUGCUGUAGAAAGAGAGCUGGUAGCAAGGCGUCUCUUCACCCUCUGCCCAGUAAUACACACAAGGUGGCUUCAUAUACAAGGCAGCGUGGGAUCUCUGAGGAAGCCCUUAAGAGGGCAGUUCCCCUACAGUCUCUUGCCUGCCGCCAUGUAAGACAUGCCUUUGUUCCUCCUUCACCUUCCACCAUGAUUGUGAGGCCUCCUCAGCCAUGUGGAACUCUGAACUGUGCUGCCGUGAUCUCGGCUCGCUGCAACCUCCCUGCCUCGGGCUCCUGUGACUCUCCUGCCUUGGCCUGCCGGGUGCCUGGGAUUGCAGGCGCGCGCCGCCACGUCUGAAUGGUUUUUGUGUUUUUGGUGGAGA